This is a messenger RNA of Hemicordylus capensis (graceful crag lizard), 1724 nucleotides long. It is a transcript of the gene LRRC3B, whose product is annotated as leucine rich repeat containing 3B. Lineage: Eukaryota; Metazoa; Chordata; Lepidosauria; Squamata; Cordylidae. Bases 635 to 1411 code for a protein of 258 amino acids. The record is from RefSeq and is a predicted model, not a curated record. The transcript is spliced from 4 exons. Gene Ontology annotation, molecular function: protein binding.
CCCUGCUAGAAGGAUGUGUGUUUUUAAAAGUGACUCGCUAGCAGCUUUGCAGGGGCAGGUACCUUCAAGCAAUUCUAACAGCUACAUUUUAUUAAUGAGUGUCAUUUUACUGAGCUGCCUCAGCCCUGAAAGUCAGAGACGUUUAAAAAUUUGAAUGAACGAUUUCAACUCUCUGUGCUCCUAAGGAAGACAAUUGGCCCAAGGAACUGUCUUUCUCAAUUUUUGUUAAAGUAUUCUCAUCCUGAAAAUUUGGAUAUGUGGGUCCAGUAGAAGUAUGUCAAAGCUUGUUCAAGUUCUGAUACCACUCACCCAUAAGAUAUGAGAUGGCAUCAUGUGAUUCAUUCAGCAAGAUCUUUCUACCUCUUUGACAGAAAAAGGGCGCAUCCUAUGAGGAUAUCAGCAGACAGGAGGCUACCUGGCAACCUUCAAGGCUCCUCAUCAAAACACCAAUGCUGCGAUAAGUUGGCAGGAAUGUUCUUUUGAAAAGAAAACUGAUCAUGAGGAGGUCUACACAUUAACACAUUCUUGAAUGACACCACUGAAGAAAAUGAGGUUGCAAUUUUUUGCCUGAGAUCCUUUGCCACCACUAUUGGGUAAAUGAGAAGUGGUCUUGUGAUUAUGCUGACAUCCCAGCAUGCAUUUGGUAGACCUGUGGUUAACUCGCUCCCUCUCCAUGUGUCUACUCUUACAAAGCUUUGUCCUCAUGAUACUGUGCUUUCAUUCUGCCAGUAUGUGCCCCAAAGGUUGCCUUUGUUCCCAUUCUGGAGGUUUAAAUGUCAGCUGCAGCAACGCAAACCUCAAAGAAAUACCCAGAGAUCUUCCUCCUGAAACCGUCUUACUUUAUUUAGAUUCCAAUCAGAUAACAUCUAUCCCAAAUGAAAUUUUCAAGGACUUGCAUCAACUGAAAGUCCUCAACUUAUCAAAAAACAUUAUUGAGUUUAUAGAUGAACACUCAUUCAAAGGGGUGGCAGAAACCUUGCAGAUGCUGGACUUGUCAGACAACCGGAUUAAAAGUGUGCACAAAAAUGCUUUCAAUAACUUGAAAGCCAGAGCCAGAAUUGCAAACAAUCCUUGGCACUGUGACUGCACUCUGCAGCAGGUUUUGAGAAGUAUGGCCUCCAACCAUGAAACAGCCAACAGCGUCAUCUGUAAGACUUCAGAUUUAGAUGAACAUGAUGGGAGACCGUUCCUCAAUGUUGCUGAUGCUGACCUCUGUAACCUUCCUAAAAAGACUACUGAUUAUGCCAUGCUAGUUACCAUGUUUGGCUGGUUCACCAUGGUGAUAUCCUAUGUAGUUUAUUAUGUGCGGCAAAAUCAAGAGGAUGCACGCAGGCACCUUGAGUACUUGAAAUCCCUGCCAAGCAGGCAAAAGAAACCAGAGGAAGCUGAUGAUAUUAGCACUGUGGUAUAGUGCCCUGAACACAGUGACUGACUUGGAGAUGGAAAUUAGAUGUGGCUAGCACGAAUGCCAGAUGUUUACUUCUAACAUUUGUUGUAAACAUAUAAGACUUUUUCCAAUUAAACUGAAUUAUACCACUGUCAAACUUUCUAACAAAAGAUUUCUGUUUGGGGUGAUACAGUACACCUUUAUUGUUUCUCUGGUGGUAUUCUAAACCAAGUAAACUAAUAUGUAAACAUUAGUUUAGACCCAUUCCACUCUUUAAUAAUGAAAUUUAUUUUUUUAAUUUAAAACCAAAUAAAAGCUUAACUUUGAACCAUGUAAA